Molecule: messenger RNA, 255 nt
Organism: Trichoderma gamsii
Lineage: Eukaryota; Fungi; Ascomycota; Sordariomycetes; Hypocreales; Hypocreaceae
Product: U6 snRNA-associated Sm-like protein LSm5
Exons: 6
Coding region: 1-255 (84 amino acids)
Biological process (GO): mRNA splicing, via spliceosome
Cellular component (GO): U4/U6 x U5 tri-snRNP complex; Lsm1-7-Pat1 complex; U6 snRNP
Molecular function (GO): RNA binding
Source: RefSeq, a predicted model, not a curated record
AUGGCGUCACAGCUGCUACCCCUCGAGCUUAUCGACAAGUGCGUCGGAUCAAAAAUAUGGGUUGUCAUGAAGGGAGACAAAGAAUUUAGUGGCACGCUCAUGGGUUUUGACGACUACGUCAAUAUGGUGCUGGAGGAUGUGACAGAAUUCGACUACUCUGGAACCCACACAAAGCUUCCUAAAAUUCUGCUCAACGGCAACAACAUCUGCAUGCUGAUUCCCGGUGGAGAAGGACCAGUUGGUGCCGCAGCUUGA